AUGAAUGAAACUUUCGUGAACAUCAGUAGGAUCUCACAAAAUGAAACUCUGCUGCAGAACACUUCCGACAACUUCGUCUACCCUUACAACGAGAGACCAGAAACCUACGUGGUUCCUGUGAUAUUCUUGCUGAUUUUUGUGAUUGGUAUCAUUGGAAAUGGAACCUUGGUCACCAUCUUCAUCAGGCACAAGAAUAUGCGCAAUAUUCCUAACACAUACAUCAUGUCGUUGGCGCUAGCAGACCUUCUGGUACUGCUGACCAGCGUACCCUUCACCUCCGUCAUAUACACCAUGGACUCGUGGCCUUGGGGAGCAACGAUCUGCAAAAUUUCGGAAACUGCCAAGGACGUAUCGGUCGCAGUGUCCGUGUUCACCCUCACAGCCCUGUCAGCAGAUCGCUUCUUCGCUAUAGUCGAUCCACUCAAGAGGUUUCACACCAGUGGCGGCAGCCGCAGCGCCAAACGAGUCACCAUCUGCGUCUCUGUAUCGAUAUGGGUUGCAGCCUUUCUACUCGCAGCACCUGCAGCAGCUGGAUCGCACAUAAAAGCACUGCCCUCGGAAGAGGAACCCCUGUUCAGCGUCUGCUACCCCUUUCCAGAGCUCUGGCUCAACGGAACCUAUCCCAAGGUCAUGGUCAUGGGCAAAUUCCUCACACUCUACGUCGCUCCCCUGACGGUGAUAGCUGUGUUCUACUUCGGCAUGGCCAUGUCUUUGAUAACGAGCAUGAGGAAUGUGCCAGGAGAGAUGAGGGAGCUGAAUAAACAGGUUCUAGCAAGGAAGAAGGUGGCAAUCACUGUCCUGGUGUUUGUUGGAGUGUUUGCUGUUUGUCUGGCGCCAUCCCAUGCGUUCAUGAUUUUCUUCUACUUCAACCCCAGGUCCGAUGAGUUGUACGACGGCUUUUGGCACUUCUUGAGAAUCUCAGGAUUUUGUUUGUUCUACAUCAAUUCCUGCGCCAACCCCAUCGCGCUUUAUUUCGUCAGUGGUGCAUUCAGGAAGUAUUAUAACAGAUAUCUUCUCUGCAUAAAGACCAACUUCUCCAGAAGAAGCAGCCAACGCAACAGGCAGACAUCGAUUUCAUUGCUGUCAUCCAGAACAAGCCAUUCUGCAUCACGAAGAGAUAAGGUAUUGGAAAUGAAACCAAUGCUGGACACGAGAAAAUCCCAAAAUGAGUUCAAGAAAGUCAAGGACAAAGUUGAAGGAGUCUUGAUUCAAGCUGGUUGA
Phaedon cochleariae (mustard beetle) is the source of this 1221-nucleotide messenger RNA. The record is from the annotation of a GenBank genome assembly. NCBI's taxonomy places the organism in Eukaryota, Metazoa, Arthropoda, Insecta, Coleoptera, Chrysomelidae.